Molecule: messenger RNA, 1857 nt
Organism: Mesoplodon densirostris (Blainville's beaked whale)
Lineage: Eukaryota; Metazoa; Chordata; Mammalia; Artiodactyla; Ziphiidae
Gene: UBQLNL
Product: ubiquilin like
Biological process (GO): ubiquitin-dependent protein catabolic process
Cellular component (GO): cytosol
Molecular function (GO): polyubiquitin modification-dependent protein binding
Source: RefSeq, a predicted model, not a curated record
ACCCACCGACUAAAGUCCAUGCCACAUGUCAUCGCUCGAACACCCAGGAUGGCCCAGUGUGGGCAUCCCUCAGGGCUGCUUGCAGACAAGAACAUCUCUUCAAGUGUCACUCGGGUGAUAGCGAAGACACCAGGCAAGCAGGAAGACUUUAUGAUAGCCAGUGAUACCUCGGUGAGGCAGUUCAAGGAGAAGCUAUCGGCUCACUUUAAAUGCCAAAUGGACCAGCUAGUGCUCGUCUUCAUGGGCUGCCUUCUUAAAGACCAUGACACACUGAGCCAGAGGGGCAUCCUGGAUGGCCACACCAUCUACAUGGUCAUCAAGCCCCAAAACAGCUCCAGUUCCCUAGCCCAUUCCUCCCGGAAACUGUCAACCAGUGAGCCCUGCCAUCAGGGCAAAAACACCAAAGGAAACAGCAGUGGAGUAUACCAACCUGCUGGUAUGAGUCACACCCCAGUGGAGUCAUCGCUGUCAGUGGAUGUGCCCAAGGGGCAUACCCAGUACCUGGAAGUGGGUAGUUCAGAUCACAUAGCACUGAUACUGGAAAAUCCUAGCAUCCAGCAGCUUCUGUCCAACAUGGACUUCACGAGACAGUUCAUCUCAGAACACCCAGACAUGCAACAAUUGAUGCAGCAGAACUCGAAGGUCUCACACAUCCUUGAAAAUUCUGAGAUCCUAUGGCAGACUCUGGAGCUGGCCAGGAACCUUGCUGUGAUUCAAGACAUAAUGCAGAUCCAGCAACCUGCAGAGAAUCUUGAGCAUUCACCGAACCCACAGUCAAAUGUGGGCUUAGAGACAAUCCCUGGAUGGGACAAUACCCUGGGUUAGAGCUCUGCUGAUUUCAAUGACCAGAUGCUCAACUGCUCACAAGAUCCAUUUGGGGGCAACCUUUUCACAGCUCUCCUGGGAGGACAAGUGCCAGAACAAGUCCAGUCCUCACCCCCAUCUCCACCACCACCCCAGGAAAGGAGCAGACAUCUUGUACAGUCCUCUACAGCCCGGGUCAUCUAUGCUAGUUCUCGUGGUCUAUCCUCAACCAACUCAGACAAUGCUACCCCCAACAAGGUGAACCAUACUUCCAGGGCCAAUACUGCCGCUAGCUCCACUAAUGGUCAGAGUCAUACAUGUGCUGUUGAGCAGCCAGCUGGGGUACCAGCCUUACCUAGCAUAGGGCUCAACCAGCAGCCCUGGGCAGAAGGCAAAAAUGCCACCAUCUCUCUAGAUAGCUCUCACCAGAAAUUAGAGGGUGAGCUCCAGCAGUCAGAUGAGCGUACCAGCUCCCAGAUUACAGGAAGCAUGAUGCAGUUGCUUUUGAACAGCCCUUCCCUGGCAGCCCAGAUUAUGUUGUUCAUGAGUCUGCCCCAGCUGAUUGAACAGUGGAGGCAGCAGCUGCCCGCAUUUCUGCAGCAGACAUAGCUUUCCAAUAUACUUAUAGCCCUAGCCGACACUAAAGCAACACAAGCAAUAUUGCAGAUUCAGUGGGGUCUGCAGUUAUUGGCCACUGAGGCUCCUGUUCUUCUACCCUGGAUGGCACCCUACCUGUGGGGCCUGGGUUGGCUUCCUGCACCCAGCUGCAUCUAUCCUGACACAGUGCCCUGGACCUGGGAUGUGCCAGAUAUGGCUGAGCCCAAAGGUCCUGAGUCCUGCCACAAAUCUGGAACAGUCCUGCAGAGGCUACAGUCCCUAGCUAGAGACCCUUCCCACCUUCUACAAGCCCCUGAGAUUCGUUUCAGCAAGCAAAUGGAAUCUCUUCAGGCCAUGGGGUUUGGGAACCACCAUGCCAAUUUGCAGGCCCUCAUUGUCACCGAGGGAGACACCAGUGCUGCCAUCCAUAAGCUCAGGAGAUCCCAGGGGUUCUAA